Messenger RNA from Fopius arisanus, 713 nucleotides. RefSeq names its product odorant receptor 67c-like. The record is from RefSeq and is a predicted model, not a curated record. Gene Ontology annotation, molecular function: odorant binding; olfactory receptor activity. The transcript is spliced from 6 exons. The coding region runs from base 1 to 675 and encodes 224 amino acids. Gene Ontology annotation, cellular component: plasma membrane. Gene Ontology annotation, biological process: detection of chemical stimulus involved in sensory perception of smell; sensory perception of smell. Lineage: Eukaryota; Metazoa; Arthropoda; Insecta; Hymenoptera; Braconidae.
AUGCCAUUUGAAUUUGGCCCAAUUGACGUUGACACUUGGUAUUAUUAUCUUUGGUUUGGUACAACGUGCGGAAUUUUUACGCGCCUGACGACCAUUGGUGCUUGUGAUCUCCUACUUUUUACACUUUCGGAACAUGCCAAUGGAUUUCUAAAAGCACUGGGAUAUGCUACGGAGAAUCUGCCUCCAUACGACGAGUCUUCGUCCGAAGACGAGAGCUUCAAUUACCUGAGACGCUGCGUAAUUAUUCAUGAUCGUGCAAUAAAUUUUGCCGAGAGCGUCAGGGACGUGUACAUGUGGUCUUUUUUCGGAAUCAUUGGAAUGAAUAUGCUCAUAAUGAGUGUAACUGGUAUCCAGAUUGUCAACAGUCUGGAUAAUUCGAAGAAAUUGAUAAAAUUUAGUGUCAACAUGCUAACUCAAAUGCUGCAUCUUUUUGUCGAGUGCUUCGUGGGUCAAAGAGUAAUGGACGCUAGCUUCGACCUGAAAGAAACUAUAACAAAUGCAAAGUGGUAUAAUGCUUCAAAGAAGACCCAAAAAAUGAUACCUCUGAUGCUCUUGAGAGCCCAGAAACCAGUUGUUUUAACUGCAGGAAAAGUAUUCUUUAUGUGUAUGAGCACUUAUGCUGUGGUGCUGAAGACAGCCAUGUCUUACUUCACGGUAUUCUUGGCUGUACGAUAAUGUCUUGAAUGACUGUAUUUGAUAGUUAUUUUUUAGAU